Messenger RNA from Anthonomus grandis grandis, 958 nucleotides. Its product is annotated as 15-hydroxyprostaglandin dehydrogenase [NAD(+)]-like. NCBI's taxonomy places the organism in Eukaryota, Metazoa, Arthropoda, Insecta, Coleoptera, Curculionidae. The record is from RefSeq and is a predicted model, not a curated record. Gene Ontology annotation, cellular component: cytoplasm. Gene Ontology annotation, molecular function: oxidoreductase activity, acting on the CH-OH group of donors, NAD or NADP as acceptor. Bases 58 to 882 code for a protein of 274 amino acids. The transcript has 5 exons.
GUUUAUCAUUUUAGACGUGCUUAAGAUGUUUUUAAAUUAAGUUCAGUUUUCUUUUUAAUGUUGAAGAUGGUGCAUUUUGAAAUUUCGGGCAAAGUUGGCCUGGUUACAGGCGGUGCCUCUGGUUUAGGCCUUUAUUAUGCCAAAGCCUUGUUGGGAAAAGGUGCUAAGGGGGUUACUUUGGCUGAUUUAGAUCCUAAAGUAGGUCAGCAAGCUUUAGCAGAAAUAGAAAAGGAGUUUGGUGAAAAUAAGGCCGUUUUUGUUAAAUGUGAUGUUACUGAUUACAAUCAGUUCGAAGAUGCAUUUAAGGAGACCAUCAAAGCAUUCGGGAAUAUUGACAUUUUAAUAAACAACGCCGGCAUUAUGAACGAUUCUGUAUGGGACAAGGAAGUAGACAUUAAUGUUAAAGGAGUUAUCAAUGGAAUGCUCCUUGGCCUAGAUAACUACAUCCCUAAACAUAAAUCAGGUGCAGAAGGAGUCAUCCUGAACGUUUCUUCUACCGCAGGAGUAGGAAAGUAUGGUUGCUUACCAGUUUAUGUGGCAACGAAGUUUGCUGUCCAUGGUUUAACCCUUUCGUGGGGUUUACCAAGCCACUAUGAAAGAACCAAAGUGAGGGUGGUGGGAAUAUGCCCUGGACCGACUGAUACACCUCUGAUAAGAGACAUGGCAUGUAGAAAUUUGGGGGAUGCCUAUGAGAAAAUCCGUCAGGAGGAAGUUAAAGUUAUGAAGUCUCAAACGCCCGAACAAAUGGUUCCGGAUGUAAUGAGGGUUAUCGAAACGGCCCCGUGUGGUACCAUGUGGUUAAUGGAGGGUGGCGAGCCUGCUUAUCAAUACGAAAUGGUCGACAGAUUCGAAAUGGAGAAUAAGAAAUAUCUUGGCAAAUAAUCAGUCUUGGAAUAUGGAAAUAUUUGAAAUUUAUUUGGUUUUAUAUAAAAAAUAAUAAUUUGAAUGAACUUUUAAA